UUUGUACCGUGCAUGUGAUAUUCUGAAUCCUGUGCUGUGGCUCUACCACCUUACCAUUGUUUCUGGGGAUUUCUGACAUUUUACUAUCAUCCCCAUGGUAUUUGCUAAGUGGAGCCAACGUAGUAGCAGAACGUAGCAGAACAACCACGGUGGGUAGUACAGAGACUCAACAGAAGCUUUUGGUCUAGUAGAAUCUACACCGGCACCCGUCUCUACCAACCCGGUCCCCGUCCCGGCCCCCGUCGGCGUCGCCAACAUUGCUUGUCUAUCGGGCUGCUGGCCGCAGGUAUCUGUGGGCUGUGGCGGCAGCUUGCAUGGAAUUGAAUUUAAGGGCCUUAAUUUGGACUGGAGAGGACGUUCCUGGAGUGACUCAGUGAGGAAGGAAGCAAUGUUUUGAUUUACAAGUUGGGCCUGAGGUUUGUUAUUGACACGGAAUUCAGAACUGUAAAAGCCUAGCAGCGACAACAUUGAUAAGUCAACAAACAAUGCCAAGUUUAUAAUAAAAUAUAUGCCAAUGAUUGGGCAAUCUCCAUGAUGAACACAGAAUUAAGAACAGCCACAAAGUAGACUCUCUACAUGAUAUUUUAAAAAAUUCUGCCAUUUAUUGGCUCAUUUGGCUUGGCAGAAAUCAUACUUACUAGAUCUAGAUCUAAGUGGACAAUAAUGUUUCAUAUUGGAUGGAUAUUAGGAAGUUGUCUAUCAAACAGAGAUGAUACCACUCCCAGUCUAGGAUUGACAACAGAAAAACAUUGGGCCCCACUCUCGUCGACUUUGCAAUCUGAAUUGCAAAAAGAUAGUAAUGUAGCAUUGAUCAUCUUGAAUAGACCUAUCCAUGAUUUGCAGCCUCUCCUCAAAAGAGUAUGGGAUGGUGCCAUUAUAAGAGCAGCAGCCGAUGGUGGUACUAACCAUCUACUGGAAUGCAUGACAUCAAAAGACCACAGAUAUAUUCCUGAUGUAAUCUCUGGUGACUUUGAUUCUGUGAGGAAGGAAGUAGUCGAACUCUGCAAAGAAAAGGGGAGUGAUGUGAUCCAUACACCUGAUCAGAAUUACACUGAUUUCACUAAGUGUCUUAAUAUUGUUGUGAAUAUCAUCAAGCAAAAAUCAUUGAAAGUUGAUAGCAUUAUGGUGUUUGGAGCAUUUGGCGGUCGAUUAGAUCAAACUCUUGCCAACAUCAACACCCUUUUUAUAGCAUCAUCAAUUACAGACCUUCCUGUAUAUCUUCUGGGAGAUGGCUCUCUCUGUUGUCUACUACUUCCAGGGAGGCAUAGGAUUAAGGUAAACACUGGCCUUGAAGACAAAUGGUGUGGGCUCAUCCCAAUUGGUGCCGAGUGCAAGAGAGUUUCAACAACUGGUCUCAAAUGGAAUCUAGAAAACCAGUCAUUGAAGUUUGGAGGUAUGGUGAGCACAUCUAAUAGCUAUGCACCGGAUGCACAAGAAGUGACAGUGUCCACUGAACAGCCUUUACUCUGGACAAUGGGGAUUCAACCUUUGACCUCUGAGGGUCAUGCUUCUGAAGAUGAUCAUCCUGAUUCAUCAUCCAGUAGUCAUGGAGCACUGGAUUCCUCAAAGUAUUAGCAAUUUUCUUGCUGAAAAUUGUUUUAAGGGAAAAAAUGAAUAUACUUUCAGUAUUUUUUUUUAAGUCAACUUUUUGAAUAUAUCUUAAUGCCUCUACCCAUUGUAGGUGUUUGCCAUAGCUAAUUAUUCAUUGUUUUGUUCUUGUGAUAAGUGAAAGAAAAACUUUGACAUAUCAACUUUUGAUGAAACUCAGUUCACGCAUGCAUCUAGGGGUCACAAUUAUCUGAUUAUUUGAGAAUUGUCAAGAUCACAGGAAUUAUUACACGAAAUUUCUUUUUCUCAAGACAGACAGACAAUGGACUUUGGGCCUUGUACCUAUAGUCACAAUGAUCUGUUCAAAUUUUGAAGUAAAAAGGGUCAAGAAUGAAAAAAGCCUGUUUUUUCUCACAAUAUAAACUCAUGUAUAUACCUGUCUGAUAAUCUGAUCAUAUUUAGGUGGUCAAUUCGUAGAGGUAAAUUUGAAGAUGACCCCUUUCUCAAAAUAGAUCUAAUAAACAAAAAUAACAAAUCAAAUUUAAACUUGAUUUAUGUUUGUUUAUAUGAGAGUAGUGUUCUGAUAAAUUUUCAUGAAAGCAUUUGAAAAUGUUAGAAGCUGUAUUGAUGAGUCUGCCCCAAUUCAAAUAGGGACCACAGAAACCUGUGUCAAACCUGUUUGGCUUUUAAGCAAACCUUUACAUGGAAGAACUAAGUAUGCUUUGCAUAUUUUGAUAUAAUUUGCUUGAACUUCGGUGUUUUAUUAGACUUUAUGAAAGUCAACUUAUGCAGACUACUCUGUAUUUAGAUUGGACUAUUGCUGACGCAUGAAUAUUGACCUCAUGCUGUCAGGAAUCUACUUUGUUUCACUUUUAUUCGUGCAAUGAUGACAAUUGAUAUUUAUUAUGUGCAGGAAAGUCUGAAUAUGAUCGGAAUGGUUCAUGAAAGGACUCAUUGGAUGUUUUAUCCAAUAAAAUCUGCCUUAUCUGACAGUUACCAUAUUAACAGUCAAAAACUUGUGCUUCUCAUCCAAUGAAACCAAAGAAUAUUUUCUGACCCAACAAUUUGUCAGAUGAAAAAUGUUGAUUUAAUGUUCCCCAGGUGUGUGAUAUUUUUGCA
Messenger RNA from Lytechinus variegatus (green sea urchin), 2667 nucleotides. RefSeq names its product thiamin pyrophosphokinase 1-like. Gene Ontology annotation, molecular function: ATP binding; thiamine binding; thiamine diphosphokinase activity. The coding region runs from base 664 to 1575 and encodes 303 amino acids. Lineage: Eukaryota; Metazoa; Echinodermata; Echinoidea; Temnopleuroida; Toxopneustidae. The transcript is spliced from 7 exons. The record is from RefSeq and is a predicted model, not a curated record. Gene Ontology annotation, biological process: thiamine diphosphate biosynthetic process; thiamine metabolic process.